AAAAUUCUGGGUAAUGUAAUUCAAACAGUUUGGUUUCAUUGUAACCCAAACCAUAUGGUGAAUUCUGUGAUUUUGAAAGAGCAGAUUUUGCUUUGGGAAACCAUGUCUUAAGUAUGGAAUAGUGAGUUGUCAUGUAGACUGAGUAAAACUGAGCAUUUGUCCUAGCCCUAGCCAACAGCAUUUUUACCCUGGGGAAGCUGGGCCAUUUUCGUACGGGCCAUUACUUACUAAGUUUUCAAGUGCUUUCUCAGGUUUGGUCUACUGGGAAGCAUUAUUUUGAAAAAUGAGCUUAAUGGGGUAGAGGGAAUGGCAUUUAAUAGUAAUCACUACAUUUUUUCAGGUUCAUGGAAAUACUGAUUUUUAAAGUAAUAUUUAAGGCAAAUACCUUAUGAGUCAAUAACACUAAUGCAGCUUCUCAGUUAAUAAGAACUGGUGCUCCUUCCUCUGUUACUUAUUUAGUCUAGAAUUGCAUAUGGUUGGCUAUUUACUUGCAGCCUCAAUCAAGAAUUCUCGUUCUCAUGACAGCAGAAAUAAGUAAGUUCUAACUACAAAGUUGGUCCAGAAGUCAUGAAAAAGCGAGGGAGAAGCAUUAUGUAGUCUUUUGCCAGUUACUAGCAUUUUUCAGGGCUAGUCCUGGAAACAAAAGAGGAAACCUUUUGAUUUUACUACUUGUGAGCUCUACUGGAUACCCCCUCUGAAUGUCAGAUUCCUCAUCUGAAAAAUGAAAGUUAACUUUGGAUGAUCUCUCAAGGUCUCGGCCCCCAAUUUCAAAGUUUGGUAGGGGAAGAGGUUGAAGUCAAUAUAGCCAAGCUGAGGAAGAGAGGAAGGGGAGGCCUUUGGAGUCCAGCAGCUCCCACCUCAGGACUAACGUCCCAGCUGUUCUUGAACUGCUUGGGAAGGUAUCAGCCUUUUACUUCCGUAUUUUGGCCUCCUAUUUUUCUGCUUCUCAACAACUGGAAAUAACAGCCCAGGUGUUGUUACAGGUGCUGAGGCUUUAGCAGUGAACCAGAAAGCACGAGGUCCACUCUCCAGGCCCUCUGCAGACAUGACCCACACAGGAGCUGGACACUGAACAGUGCAUGAGAGCUGCAUGGCCAGCAUGACUGAGUGAGCUGUGUGCUGUGAGCUAUUGGUCUGCUCCCAGUUCGAAUUCCUUCUGAAAGCUUGUGCAGGGAGGAGGGAUACAGACAGACAAAGGCACAGAUCCACCAGACAAGAAGGACAUGAAGCCCUCUACGGCCACCAAUCCAGAGAAUGGUCUCUCCCAGAUCCUGAGGCUUGUGCUACAAGAGCUGAAUCUGUUCUAUAGCCGAGAUGUGAAUGGAGUGUGUCUCUUGUACGAUCUUCUCCAUUCGCCGUGGCUGCAGGCUCUGCUGAAGGUUUAUGAUUGUCUCCAGGAAUUUAAAGAAAAGAAACUUGUUCCUGCCACAACUCAUGCACAGACGUUAUCCUAUGAGGUAGUGGGGAUAUUACGUGAAACUCCUAAAUCCCCUGAGACCCAAGAACUGAGACAAAUCCUCCAGGCUCCACAUUUUAAGGCCUUGCUCAGUGCCCAUGACACCGUGGCUCAGAAAGAUUUUGAGCCCCUUCUCCCCCCAUUGCCAGACAACAUCCCUGACAGUGAGGAAGCAAUGAGGAUUGUUUGUUUGGUGAAAAACCAACAGCCCCUGGGAGCUACCAUCAAGCGCCACGAGAUGACAGGGGAUAUCCUGGUGGCCAGAGUCAUCCACGGAGGGCUGGCCGAGAGAAGUGGGCUGUUAUAUGCUGGAGACAAACUGGUGGAAGUGAAUGGAGUUUCAGUUGAGGGACUGGACCCUGAGCAAGUGAUCCAUAUUCUGGCUAUGUCUCGUGGUACAAUUAUGUUCAAGGUGGUUCCAGUUUCUGCCCCUCCUGUUAAUAGCCAGAAGAUGGUAUAUGUUCGUGCCAUGACCGAGUACUGGCCCCAGGAGGAUCCUACUAUCCCCUGCAUGGAUGCAGGGUUGCCUUUUCAGAAAGGGGACAUCCUACAGAUUGUGGACCAGAACGAUGCCCUCUGGUGGCAGGCCAGGAAAAUCUCAGACCUUGGUACCUGUGCUGGUCUAAUUCCUUCUAACCACCUUCUGAAGAGGAAGCAGCGGGAGUUCUGGUGGUCUCAGCCAUACCAGCCUCACACCCACCUCAAAUCCAUCAUAUCAAUUUCUAUGGAAGAAGAAGAUGACAUGAAGAUUGAUGAGAAGUGUGUGGAAGCAGAUGAAGAAACAUUUGAAUCUGAGGAGCUUUCAGAAGACAAGGAGGAAUUUGUUGGCUGUGAUCAGAAGUUCUUUAUUGCUGGCUUCCGCCGGAGCAUGCGCCUUUGCCGCCGGAAGUCUCACCUGCGCCAGCAACACGCGGGGGUCUGCAGUGCCAGCGGCUGUCUGAGCGCGUCAGGCGCCCCCUACGAGGAGGUGGUCAGGUACCAGCGACGCCCUUCAGACAAGCACCGCCUCAUAGUGCUCGUGGGACCUUCGGGCGUUGGAGUAAAUGAACUGAGAAGACAACUUAUUGAACGUAAUCCUAGCCAUUUCCAAAGUGCUGUGCCACAUACUACUCGUUCCAAAAAGAGUUAUGAAAUGGAUGGACGUGAGUAUCAUUACGUGUCAAAGGAAACAUUUGAAAGCCUCAUGUAUGGACACAGGAUGCUCGAGUAUGGUGAAUACAAAGGCCACCUGUAUGGCACCAGCGUGGAUGCUGUUCAAGCAGUCCUUGAUGAAGGAAAGAUCUGUGUCAUGGACUUAGAGCCUCAGGGUAUUCAAAUAGCUCGAACCCAUGAACUAAAGCCCUAUGUCAUAUUUAUAAAGCCAUCUAACAUGAGUUGUAUGAAGCAAUCUCGGAAAAAUGCCAAGAUCAUUACAGACUACUUUGUGGACAUGAAGUUCAAGGAUGAAGAUCUACAAGAGAUGGAGGAUUUAGCCCAAAAGAUGGAGACACAGUUUGGCCAGUUUUUUGAUCAUGUGAUUGUGAAUGACAACUUGCAAGAUGCCUGUGCCCAAUUGUUGUCUGCAGUUCAGAAGGCUCAGGAGGAGCCUCACGUCCUCCACGAGCCCUUCCACCUGUGCCAAGGUGAUAUUCCCCUUAGUCGUCCUAAGAAAAAGAAGCCCAGAACAAAAAACACACUAGGUAGCGCUUCUUCAGAAGGCCUUGUUCAGGCUCCUGUUCAUAAGCCAUCUGAGGGCAGUGAGCCACCAGCUAAAGAAUCCACAGAACAACCAAAAGAAGCUCCUGUUCCAAGGAGGCAGAGGAAGACGAGGCUACCUCUUGAAUUGGAGACUUCCUUUGCCCAAAAGAAGGCAUCCAAUGCAUCUUUAUUACGAAAUGAAAAUGGUAUUCAUAUGGAGCCAACUGAGGAGGUGGUUAUUCAGAAACCUCGAAGGAAGACAAAGAAAACCCAGCCAGCAGAAUUACAGUAUGCCAAUGAACUAGGAGUAGAAGAUGAAGACAUAAUUACUGAUGAGCAAAGCAGUCCAGAACAACAGUCUAGAUUCACUGUACCCACUGGCAUUAGCCAGCCUGUAGGCAAAGUGUUUGUGGAAAAAAGCCGGAGAUUCCAGGCUGCUGAUCGUUCAGAGUUGAUAAAGACCACAGAAAACAUAGAGGUGUCAAUGGACGUGAAGCUUUCCUGGACGACCAGAGAUGUUGCACUCUCAGUGCACCGGGCUUUCAGGAUGAUUGGUCUCUUUUCCCAUGGCUUCUUGGCUGGCUGUGCUGUGUGGAAUAUUGUUUUCAUAUAUAUUCUGGCAGGAGAUCAGCUUUCUAACCUCUCAAACCUUCUGCAACAGUAUAAGACCUUAGCAUAUCCAUUCCAGAGUCUUCUCUACUUGCUUUUGGCUCUAAGUACAGUUUCAACUUUUGACAGGAUCGACUUUGCUAAAACAUCAGUAGCAAUCCGAAAUUUUCUUGCCCUGGAUCCUACAGCUUUAGCAUCUUUCUUGUACUUUACUGCUCUUAUAUUAUCUCUGAGUCAGCAAAUGACAAGUGACAGAAUUCACCUUUACACACCUUCUUCUGUUAAUGGUAGCCUCUGGGCAGCAGGAGUUGAGGAACAGGUUCUCCAGCCGUGGAUUGUAGUGAAUCUGGUGGUGGCCCUUCUGGUUGGACUAUCAUGGCUUUUUUUGUCUUACAGGCCAGGCAUGGAUCUUAGUGAAGAGUUGAUGUUCUCCUCUGAUGUGGAAGAAUAUCCUGAAAAAGAUAAAGGACUCAAAGCUUCUUCAUGAUGCCAGCUCACCUUCAGAAUAAUAAUGACCCAGUAUUUAGAAUUUUUCCUAUUCUUGUUUUUAAAUGUAUUUUUAUAAGAUGUGUGCAGGUGUAUUUGGAAUUGAUUUUUUGAUUAUAUAGUACUGAAAAUUUUCUCAAGAUUAUGGAAAAUGUAAAAAUUGUAUCUGCAAUUCAUACCCAAACAUUAAUCUCUCUAGCAUUAUCAUCUUAAUGACAAAGGAGGUAAUGAGCUAGAAAACAGCAGGUGAAUGUGUUUAUUUCCUGUUCUCUCAAGUUAGUUGCAUUUAUAAUCAUUACCUUGAAAAGCUCUAAUACAGAAAAAAACAUUAGUGUUACAAAAUAUAUAUCAGGUUUAAACAUAAAAUUUAGGGAGUAGGGAAGAAGGGGUCAAAAGGCCUUUAUGUAUUUUUAAUGUCUCCUUACUGAAUAAAUUAAAAUAUGAAAUUUGUCUUUUUUGAAACUGGCUUGGUGGUUGUGAUUAUAUAUCAUGUAAUAAAUAUACUGUAAUUUAGCUUGAAAGAUGCUUUCCUUCAUGACUAAUAAAAUGUACCUCUUCUGUUUGAAAA
This is a messenger RNA of Leopardus geoffroyi (Geoffroy's cat), 4796 nucleotides long. It is a transcript of the gene MPP4, whose product is annotated as MAGUK p55 scaffold protein 4. The coding region runs from base 1224 to 4229 and encodes 1001 amino acids. Gene Ontology annotation, cellular component: adherens junction; plasma membrane; ciliary transition zone. Gene Ontology annotation, molecular function: protein binding. The transcript has 33 exons. Gene Ontology annotation, biological process: cilium assembly. NCBI's taxonomy places the organism in Eukaryota, Metazoa, Chordata, Mammalia, Carnivora, Felidae. The record is from RefSeq and is a predicted model, not a curated record.